UCUCUUGCUUUGUUCAUGCUGUGUUUGCUAUGCUCUCUGUCUGAAGCAGCGCCACACUGGAGCACUAAUGAGCAGCAACCCAGCACAGAUCUCCCAUCAGCUGAGGAGCAGCAGCAGCUCUGACAAGCAUCUGAGGCAACCAGAUCCAGCGCUGAUCUGCAGUCAGCGGGGAGGCAGGCGUUAAAAAAAAAAAGAAAGAAAGAAAAAAAUCACUUGACAGCUCUGGGAAAGGCGUGUGUGAGAGGUCGUGAGGUGGCUUCAGAGGCAAAUUAACAGCCAGUCAGUGACACAGCGAGAGCAGAGGAGGCUUCUCGACACUUAGAUUUUGACCCUCGGUGCACUGAGACGGAGGACCUUUACCCUCACAGAGGAACCCAACCAUGGAGGAGAUGCUCACCUGCAGCCGAAGCCCUUUCUCCCAGGUUUUUGGGCGUCAGGGACAGCUCAUGCAAGCCACUGUGCAGUCCUUGAACAGCCUGAACGACCAGAUUGCGAAUUUCAUGGUGCCCGGACCCAAACCCGUGGAGCAGGAGGAGCCUGCCUUCAUUCCACCGGAGAAGGAGACCAUGCAGAAGUCCAUGACCCUGAUGAGGCACCUGCUGGUGGACGCUCAGGCAAAAAUCCUGAAAAUGAUGGAUGACAACAAGCAGUUGGCCCAGCGCAUCGAUGGGGCCAUCCAGUCGGCCAGCCAGGAGGUGACCAACCUGCGGUCAGAACUGAGCGCCACCAGCCGCAGACUGGCCGAGCUGGGGGCCACCGACUCGUCCGCCGCCGCCACGCUCGAGACCCUCCAGCACAAUCACAACGAUCCGUCUCCUCACCAAAGGCAGAAACCGUCGACCACUGACCUCUGUUACAAAACUGAAGUCAGCAGUCUGAUGGACUUUAACUCUCCAGACGCCUCCCUGGACAAAGUCCUGCUGCGUGAGGAGGUGGCCCAGCUCCAGGAGGAGGUGCACCUGCUGCGACAGAUGAAGGACAUGUUGAGUAAAGACCUGGAGGAGACCCAGGGAGGCUGCUCCGCCGACGUCCUCUCCGCCACCGAGCUCCGAGUGCAGCUGGCCCAGAAGGAGCAGGAGCUGGACCGAGCCAAGGAGGCCCUGCAAGCCAUGAAGUCAGACCGUAAGCGUCUCAAGGCGGAGAAGGCAGACCUGGUCAACCAGAUGCAGCAGCUUUAUGCCACACUGGAGAGCCGCGAGGAGCAGCUCCGUGACUUCAUACGCAACUAUGAACAGCACAGAAAAGAGAGCGAGGAUGCGGUGAAGGCGCUGGCCAAGGAGAAGGAUAUGUUGGAGAGGGAGAAGUGGGACCUGCGGCGUCAGACCAAGGAGGCCACGGAGCACACAGGGAUGCUGCGAUCCCAGCUCGACCUCAAGGAAAACCGCAUCAAGGAGCUGGAGGCGGAGCUCGCCAUGAUGAGUAACUGUGUCAAUCAGAGAAUGGAGUUCCGGGUGUUUGAGCGGCUUGUGGACAGGGACUCCUCUCCUAGGGUCAUGGCGGCUAAACAGUCACUAGCCACUCUGACUAAGGACGUGCCCAAGCGUCACUCUUUGGCCAUGCCCACCGAAACGGUUGUCAAUGGCAACAACCAGGAGUGGGUGAUGCAGGCCGACCUCCCGCUGACCGCCGCCAUCCGACAGAGUCAGCAGACCCUGUACGUCCACACGGGCCAUCCCACCGACCGACAAGUGGCGGCGGUGCGGGUGAGCCCCUGCCACUCGCGUCAGCCAUCCAUCAUCUCUGACGCCUCAGCACUGGAGGGAGACCGGUCAUCCACACCCAGCGACAUCAACUCACCACGCCAUAGGACUCACUCCCUCUGCAAUUCCCUAGAAGAUCUGGAGGAGGCGAAGCGUAAGAAGAAGAAAGAGAAGAUGGGCCUGGGCUCACUUUCGCGUGUUUUCGCCCGAGGAAAGCAACGCAAGUCCCUUGACCCUGGUUUGUUUGAUGACUCGGACAGCCUGUCCAGCCCCACCCGCCACAGUCUCAGCCUAUCGGACGGCUCCGAGGACCAGCUGGACCGCCUCCAGCAGGUGGAGCUGGCCAGGACCACGCCCAUGUCCCAGUGGAGGGCGGGGACGGUGCAGGCGUGGCUGGAGGUUGUCAUGGCGAUGCCCAUGUACAUUCGCACCUGCUCAGAAAAUGUCAAGAGCGGAAAGGUUCUACUGGGUCUAACGGAUGAAGAUCUGGAGCUGGGUUUAGGAGUCACCAGUUUAAUGCAUCGCCGUAAACUCCGUCUGGCCAUCGAGGAUUACAGAGAAGCAGAGAACGGCAGAGGGUUGUCCAAAGCUGCAGACAUGGACCAUCACUGGGUCGCUAAAGCCUGGUUAAGUGACGUGGGUUUGCCUCAGUACUCCCAGGCCUUUCACACUCACCUGGUGGACGGGCGGAUGUUGAACUCCCUGACACGCCGCGACCUCGAACGCCACCUGAACAUCACCAAGAAGUUCCACCAGGUCAGCUUACUGUUGGGCAUCGAACUGCUGCACCUGCUCAACUUCGAUAAAGAGGCGAUGCAGGCUCGACGUUUGCAGUGCGAACUCCAGAAUGUGGAUCCGUUGGUUUGGACCUCGCAUCGGGUCAUCAGAUGGGUCAGAGACAUUGACCUCAAGGAGUUUGCUGAAAAUCUGCUAAACAGCGGCGUUCACGGAGCCGUCAUGGUGCUCGAUCCCACUUUUAACACUGAUACCAUGGCAACAACACUCGGUAUCCCCAGCAACAAGCACAUGGUUCGCCGACACUUGAUCGAAGAGAUGAAAACUCUGAUUGGUCCAGCGAGGGUGGAUUCCAAGCAGGAUUAUGAGCGUCUGGGUCUGGGGACACCACCCAGUCUUCUACGGCAGAACUCGCUGAGCAGACAGCCCAGCUCCUCCGGGCGACACACCGACGACGAGGGCUCGCUGAGGAGGAGGGCCGUCAAGCCUCCAUCAGGGUUCAGCCCUAAAGCCCGCAGUGGGCGGGACUUGAGUUGCCAUAGCAGCUACGGAUCACUGCCCCGUGAGGUACGAGACCAGACUCCGCCCAGAUCCGAGGGAAGCCCGAUCCGUGGUUACACCAGCAUUGAGGUCACAAACGUGUGAGGUGAUGAGGGAAGACCUUCAGCCCAUCAAAAUCUACUAUGUGGACAUUUGUGUUCCAUGUGCAACUGAAGACGGAAGUGAUAUUUUUCUAAAAUAUGAGCCUUUAUUGAGCAGAUUGCACUUUUUAGAGCGAAAAUAUUCUAGAAGGAAAGUGGUAUUUUGAAAUUUUUGAGGGAAGAAGAUUCUAUUUCCUAACGCCACACUCUAAAAUUAAAAAAAAAAAAAAAAUGAAAGACUCAAUUUAUAGGAUUAUUUUUCUAUUUCUUUUUGUGUAAUUGGUUCUUUGUAAACCAGGAUCCAGCCUGGUCUUGACCAGCUGUUACACACGAGCCGGUGUUUUUACUGAAGAAAAAGAAAUAUUACAAUAAACAGCUGUUUGUAUUAUACAGGGUACUGGAUGACAAAAGGACAAAAAAAAAAAAAAAAGAUUCAUACAGUGUAAUUUUGUUUUGUUCUGCUCUCUGAAUUACUGCUGUUUGUCAUGCCUUGUCAGUGUAGCUGAGGACAAUAGAAAAGAAAUGAAAAAAAAAAUGAAAAAAAGAUGUUGGCUUCUGUAGUACAUGUUUGAAAGUCAUUUUUCAUCUUGCACAUUUACACUGUUGUGUCUAAACAAAUGUAGCACCUUCUUCUGAUGUUUUAUACAGUGCAGUCGACCGGGAAGAUAAUCUGAACACUACCGACAAAAGAUGACUUAUAGAGCUGAGGUUUGGAGCUGAGAGGAUAUAAAUAUACGAAGAGCUGAGAGGGUUUCUCGAAAUAAAAUAAAGCUCACAUCUUGAA
This is a messenger RNA of Sphaeramia orbicularis (orbiculate cardinalfish), 3860 nucleotides long. RefSeq names its product kazrin, periplakin interacting protein a (gene kazna). Gene Ontology annotation, molecular function: protein binding. The record is from RefSeq and is a predicted model, not a curated record. The transcript has 18 exons. Bases 381 to 3080 code for a protein of 899 amino acids. Lineage: Eukaryota; Metazoa; Chordata; Actinopteri; Kurtiformes; Apogonidae.